Molecule: messenger RNA, 2232 nt
Organism: Linepithema humile (Argentine ant)
Lineage: Eukaryota; Metazoa; Arthropoda; Insecta; Hymenoptera; Formicidae
Source: RefSeq, a predicted model, not a curated record
UCUUAUCAACGCAAAACAUUUAACAUUUUUAAAACUCGUUUUUCUGGCAUUCUGUUUCUUGAUGAGCAUUCGCGCAUACUUCUACUGAAACAGUUUAUUCUUUGGCUUUUCAAAACCGUCAUAGACUGAAGCCAGCACUGAAUUCAACGCGUCAUUGACAAUGUAUCGACCAAGUUUUGCAUUUUGGUACUGCGUGUUUCUGCUGUUAAUUACAUCCUCUGGAAAAAGCAAAGAAAAUUGGAACAAUUUCACAAACGGCGAUGAAUGGAGUGACAAUUCAACGAUGCCAUACAAAUUUAACGCAAAUUCUAUGAGAAAUCAAGGCAACCAGACAACAUUAACCAAACAGUAUUAUAAUUUGCGCGAAAAUUCUGUGAAAAAUGAAAGUGAAAUUAAUUCUAUGCAUGUACGUGAUGGAAAUUCCAAAAAGGAUGACGACCAUAAUAUCGUUCUGUAUGAAAUGUGUAACGACACUUGCAUACAACAUUGCUGUUAUUUAGUUUUAGACAACUGCAAUGCAAAGAAGAUGGAGAUUUUUGCGAAAUACAAUCCUAAAUUGACGCUGGAUGACUUUCUUGGCCAAUAUUCAUAUAUAUAUAUUAAUUAUUCAUGCGAAGAAAAGAAGAUUCCAUUUGACAUUAUGAAUAAUGAAAACACGAUGUUUUUCGACAACAGCUCUUUAAACUUAUCACGUCACGAUAGAUUUAUUUCGUUGAUGUCUAAGUGCUUCAAUAUUUCGCGUCACAAUUGGGAAGUCUGCAAUAACAUUCAAAAACCGAUUAAAGAAUCGAGAAAAAUAUAUGUUGACGUUAUUGCUGCAGUUUUUAUAGCAUCUUUGUUGUGUCUUUUGAUGACAUUCAUCGUGUAUUCAAUAUGUUCAGAACUUCAAAAUAUGCACGGAUAUGCAUUGCGUUCACAUGUCGUGUCAUUGUUCGUUGCACACACGAUCUUUCUAAUCGUCGAGAAAGACUACUUUGAAGAAACGUUUCGUGCCUGCGUUGCAGAAUCCUUACUAUACUAUUUCUGUUAUUUGGCGGGUUUGCUGUGGCAAAAUGUGAUAUGUUUCGACAUUUUACGGACAUUUGGAGGAUUUAGUUUGUUGCGAAAAAACGUAAAGCAAUCAAAGAAAAAAAUGUUCCUCAUGAGUUCGUUCUAUGUGUGGGGAAUCGCCAGCAUUUACAUCAUUAUUUGUGCUAUAAUGGACUUUGUUCCCCGUUUAGUGCCGGAUAAUAUGAAACCAAAUAUCUGCAAAAAGACGAAUUUCGGAUUCGCGCAUGACGCACUUGUUGCAUACUUUGACAUACUCAUAAGUGUUAUUAUUAUCUGCAACAUAUGUUUCUUUAUUUUUACGAUGUUAAACAUCAUGCACGUCACAAAAGACACUGACCGUUUUCUAAAAGGUGCAGAAAGCAAACGCCAUACUCAUGAUAAGCAAAGAUUUAUGAUGUAUCUAAAGCUGUUCCUCUUGAUGGAUAUAAACAUGACCCUAAAAUGGACUUUAAGUAUGAUACUUCAAAGCAUUGGGAAGGAAAUGCCAUUCUACGUUCUAAUUAUCAUGGAUACAAUGGAAGGCCUGCAAGGCCUCAUCAUUUUCAUUGUAUUUGUUUGCAAGAGAAGAAUCAUGCGAUUACUGCUGAAACGACUUGGUUGUGAAAACAGUUAUUUGUAUGGCAAAAUAUCAACGAGUAACAACUGUCGUACCACAACUUCGCAUACUUCUUCCACCACAAUGACAGAGCAAGAACUCAGUUCCAACAGGCAGACUAAUUAUCGUGUAAGGAAUUUGUCUGAAGUGACCGAAAACACUACAAUGUAGCAUGAUUUGAUUAACUCUCGUGUUUAACGACACAGAUAUUUCAAACGUAAUUUUAUAUUUUAUUUAUUAAAUGUUAUUUUUAAUUUUUAUUUCUCUAUUUUAAUUGUCAUAUAUAUUAAUUGUUACAUUUGUACUUUGUAAAUCAAAAUACUUAAAUUCUCUAAACACCACAGAGUGCUAUUAUAUUGUAUAUUGUAUGAAGGAAACGUGUUUAAAUUGUACAAUAUAAGCGUAGUAUAAUCGCAACGACUAGCGCGCAAAGAUUAAUUACACAUUUUCGAUCUUCCUGUUUUCCAUUGCUUCCUGCUACAAACGCUACAGAGUAUCGAACGUAUCAGUGUGAUGAUACUUGUGUUAUAUUUUUGUAAUAUAAAAUAUAUAUGACAAAGUACGCGUCAAAUUUCCAUAAUUUUGUA